UUGAACUCGCAGGCGAAUGUGUUACUCUUUUUCAGUUUAGUUUGUUGUUGACGAGAUAAGAGCUUGAGCAUUGGGUGUCCCAGGCUCGCGGAGCAGAGCAUGGCCCAGUUACCGGCUGAAGCUAACAUUGGCAAAUUUCAUGAAGUCAUUGUGAGUGGCGAUAUACAGGAGUUGAUCAGGCAAAUGCGUGGCAAGGACAAAGCUCUCAUAGCCACCUCAGUGUGCGGAAACGGACACACACCACUGGAACUGGCUUCUUUCUGGGGUCAUCUUGAGAUCAUGAAGCUGCUGAUAGCUGAGGGGGCCGAUGUCGAUGAACAAAGUCCGGUUUCUGGCAACACCCCGCUGCACUCUGCUGCCCUUCAGAACCAUGCACGUGUUGUCAAGUACUUGCUGUUUAACUGUGACCCUGCCGCAUGCAUGGACAUCACAGAUAAUGCUGGAAGAACAGCAGCAGAUUAUGCCAUGGUCUCAGACGCUCUUUGGCCAUUUUUUCAAGCUGCUGGCUACAAAGGUGUACGGAGGCCCAAGGGGGAAUUGGUAGCCCUCGGCAUCGCAUUCCCAACUCAUGAUGAAUUGGAGGAAGAGGAGCGGUCAUCCUCCGGACCCGGUCCACACGAUUCCGAGACAGGCCAAGAGCACUUCUAUCGAGCUCGUUACUUUGGCGACGUGCUCCAGGGCGAACCUAGUAGUGAUGAUGGAGAAGAAGAUGCUGAAGACGAGCAUCGAACAUAGUGACACUGAGGGCACGGCAUGAAUUGAGACUAUCAAAAACAAAGGACCAAAUUUCAGGAUGAGGAGCAGUUGAGAUGCCACCGGUAAAGAUACCUAUGACUAACGGGUAAAGAUGAAUGCCACACUGCCGGUGAAGAUGACUAUGACAGAAGUAAUAUGUACAUAACAAUAGUCUAUUCAGAAGCCAUUUAGCUGCUGGGAUCUUCAAGCACAUUUUAAGCCGGAUUAAGCCAAAAUUGGUUUUGGACCUGGAUACCUGUACAUGUAUUGAUGCUACAGUCGGCUGUCUUUAAUCCAGCACUUUAUAAACCAGCACCCUCUAUAAAGCAGCAUCAUUUUCAGUUGCCAAAAUGUCCUUUUCAUGCGCACUGCGGCAGUAAAUCAGAUCAAGUUUCUAAUCCAGCACUCUCCCUAAUCCAGCAGAAUUUCCCUAGCGCAUAUGGUGCCGGGUUAAAGAGGGACCGCUGUAUAUCUGGCUGAAAUAGGCAAAAUGGGCUAAACAAGUGAGGUUGUUGUUGUCUACAUUUGGAAGGAUAGACCUGAGCAAUAUACUAAUUUUUUUAAUAAUAGAGCACUACACACUGGAUUGCCGAGUGCAACACUGCGGAAAAGGUUCAUCCCCCGACCCGUAUAUGGUCAAAGCAAGACGACUGCCUUUUUGUGAAUCUGUGGACUGUAAUAUACUAUUGUCUCUAUCUGAUUUGCAUGUGACAUGUCAGUAGAAAUUUCACAUUUCGUGCGAAAAUGAUCGUUUCUUUAGAAAUGAUGUGUGCUUCACUCUUCUAAAAAAUGUUGAUCAGUACAUGUUGCGAGA
Molecule: messenger RNA, 1549 nt
Organism: Sycon ciliatum
Lineage: Eukaryota; Metazoa; Porifera; Calcarea; Leucosolenida; Sycettidae
Product: NF-kappa-B inhibitor beta-like
Exons: 8
Coding region: 100-735 (211 amino acids)
Molecular function (GO): protein binding
Source: RefSeq, a predicted model, not a curated record